GGCUGCUUAAAACAAAACCCCUCCCCCCAAAAAGAAAAAAAAUCUAACAGUCUUCGUUAUUUUUAUUUCUUAGGGCUAUGAUCCAAUCUGAAUGGUCAAAUCACUGAUGGGCUACACCGGGAUCGCCCUUAUCUCUAGGUAGAUUUCACGCCUCACGAGAUGCAGCCCAAUAUUGGAGACCCUCUCGACUGGACAGUGGACGAGGUGGUAAGCUUUUUGUGCCAUAAUCCCCAGACGCCAUGGUCGCAGUCAAAUUCACGCGUUCCUCGACCAGACCCUGUCUCCUUUGAGGCUUCACUUCGGGAGAACCUCAUUAACGGGGAGGUGCUUUUGCAAGAUGUGGACAAAAAUGCAUUGCGAGAUGACCUAGGUUUGAAAGCCCUUGGUCACCGCAGCUGCAUUAUGAUGGCUAUACGGUUCCUUCAACAGCGAUCAUUGAAGUUUCAGCAUUCCAUUUCUCACUCUUCGCGCUCAGGACAGACGGCUUCUCCAAGGAUACAAUCCCCUUCUCCAAUGUCUUCCUUUGCUCAGGAUGCACUACCCAAUAGUUCUAAGACAAUAACGCCAGCAGCUACUCCAGCAACCCCGCCAUUUGGUAAAACCUCUGGUGUCGGGGUCCCUGCUAGCACCCCUGGUUUAAAUGCCAGUGUUGUGGAGAAUAUCAAUGGGGAACCAAGCGUGCUUCAAGGAGACUUGCCCACCUUGCACCAGAGGGAGCUCUCUCAAAACGCAGUUCCUUCGCCCAUCCGCCCCAAGGAACACGUUAUCGUCGAUGCAAAUGGCAGGAAAAGGCGAAGACUGAAUCUCAAUACUCCUGUGGAGACCCAGGGUCAAGACUUGAUACCGGCGCCACCCAAUGAUAGAUUCCAAGCCCAAGACUGGUAUAUGGGGCCAGAAGCACUUACUCUGUCUCAACUAUCUUGUUUUCCUGACGUUGCCGGAGAUAAUGAAUCUUUUACACUACUCUCCCCUAAAAUUCCAAAUGCCCAGCGUUCUUUUGUGAAUAAAUUCAUGAGCCAUUUCUGGAGACAAUCACCUAUUAAGCUUCCUUCAAGGGAAGGAAGUUCGCAAUGGGCUGUGUUUCCCUACAAAUCAUCCUUGGUAAACCCAAACGAUUCCAACUGUUUUACUUUGUCUACCACCAAGGACGGGAUAAAAAAAGGGAGCAGAGAAAAGCUUAAUGAGUGGCCACAAUUAAAGAACCUGCGAAGUUUUGAUGACAAAAGUCACUCACCGAACGAACCUCUCAACCCAUCUGAUCCCUUUUCGUACCUGCUUCAAAAGUAUCCAGUUCAAGAAGACCUUGAAGACGUUCAUCCACUGUAUGGAGACUCUGGGUCCGAAGGCGAAUUUGAUGAAGAAACCUGGCGGGAGAUAGAGGAUGAGCGUACUGGACUACAGCUUACGAAACACUCCAAGCUCAGACCCAUGGAAAUUGAUUCCAUCAUGCAGGACUGUAUCUCAGAAUAUGAGCAUAAGUGGCAGCAAAUCAGUCAACCUAGGGAGGAAUACAAAGCACAAAAGCUUUGGAUUACUGCUAGAAACGCUAAUCGUACGAAUCAAGAACUCAAAGCUGUCACAAAGGACAUUGGACUUCUAGAGACUCGGUUACGGAAACUACAGGAGGCAAUCCGUAAAAGUGAAUUUCUCACAGGCGCAGAAUUGCGCACCCAGUGCCAAAGCCUCGAGUACACAGUCUGCAACAUUCAGAAGCAAAAGUGGCGUGCAUCAGUGUUAGAACAGGAAAGUUGUCCUCCAAAAGUUCCCGCCCCCCCAAGGCCUUCAUAUUAUAGAGAACAGCCAAAGAAAGAAGAGGACUCGCUCGAGUCCGAGUCCGACAUUGUCUCUAAUAGCUCUCUGGGAGACUUCAUUGAUGACACACAAAUACCUCAUACUCUUUUGUCACAAAGUCCUUCGGAGAACCCUUCUUCGUCAGAUGGUGACGAUGACGUGAUCAGUGUCUCUGGUAUCAGACGAAUAGCAAGGCCACUUAGGAAGGGAAGAUUUCUUGCAGCCAGAUCUUCCUCUUCUUCUCCUGUUCGUGAAUUGUCAAGCGUAAUCGAUCUUACGAUGGAAUCGCCAGAGCCAGAUGAGCUAACAAUAGAGACACCACCCCUUAACCCAGUACAACUGAGUACUCCUCACAGCUCUAGCCGCAUUAUAUCAAAGAGAAGCCGUUCCAUUUCCCCCGCGCCUAGCCUUGGGCCGUCAGCAAACGAGGUUCUUGUAGAGAGCCAGAUUAGAUCAACAUCUGUCUUGCCAGAUAUUGAUGAUACAGAUGGUAUCUUAUCGCUCGAAUGGGAUUUGCUUGAAAAAUACCAGGAUCGCACUAUAUUAUUGGCAAAAUUAAUUGCAAGUCUUCCUGAUAAAGAGAGGCGAAGUCUUAGGAAAAGCAUCUGUGGAACUCCCAUGGCGGAUUUACGCAGGCAAACGAAGCGGGCGCUAGACGCUUUGCUCAACGGAGAGGACAAUAUUCCAGAAUUUGGUCAUGAUGCGAGCCAGCUGGCCAUGCGAACAGCCUCCCUCUAUAUCUCCUGGGUGAAUUGUGUCCGUCUUGGACAAGGGGGGAUUAAGAAGAGGUACGUCGAAAAAACUCGGAAAGAAAAGCGCUUCAAGCAGUUCUAUGCAGAGUUACGCAAACGACUAGAGCAUUCCAAAACCCCACAAUCAGAGACCGUGUCUAAAGGCUCACUACACGAUUCGGGUCCUGAAAACACACCCCAUAAAAAACGAAAAAGGGAGGUUAAGGAGAACCAGGCUGUGAAAAUGACACAGGAGGGUGCACAGCGUCGAGUUGCACUCCAAGAUGAGCAAAGAAGGAAACUUGAGAAGAAACUGGAAAGCAUGGGCGUGAGGAAUGAUAACCCCAAUCACCAACCAGUCAGCUUCAAAGAUCCUGUCAUCUACUUGGAUUCCCAUAUUGGCCUGCGAGUGAAACCUCACCAGCUAAAUGGGAUCCAAUUUAUGUGGCGAGAGUUGGUAGAGGACAAGAGCCAACAGGGGUGCCUCUUAGCACACACUAUGGGAUUGGGGAAAACAAUGCAGGUUAUAUCUUUCCUUAGUACAAUAGCGGCUGCUGCCGCUUCUGAUGACCCUAAAGUUAAACAGCAAGUUCCGGAAACUUUCCGUCGGCCUCAAACCCUUAUCCUUUGCCCAUCAUCGUUGAUUGAGAACUGGAACGAUGAAUUUCUCAUGUGGGCUCCGACAAACUCAGGACUUGGGCGUGUGAGGCGAAUUUGUGCUAAUAAUCCUCUAACCUCCAGGCUGGAUCAGGUGUCCAGUUGGUACAAAGAGGGUGGAGUUCUUCUUAUUAGCUAUGACAUAUUUCGAGCUUGGAUCUUCAACAAGGAAACGUCUAGGAGGCCAAAACCGCUUUCUGAGACUGAGCACAAGAAUGUCCAAAAGUGGUUACUGGAAGGCCCUAGUAUCAUUAUUGCUGACGAGGCCCACAAGAUGAAGAACCCAUCGUCAGCAGUUACUGGCGCAGCAAUGCAAUUUCGCUCAAAGAGCCGUGUUGCAUUAACUGGUUCUCCUCUGGCCAAUAAUCUUACUGAGUAUUACACCAUGGUCAAUUGGAUUGCACAGGGCUAUCUAGGAACUCCCACUGAGUUCAAGGCGCAUUAUAUAGAGCCUAUUGAGGAAGGCCUCUAUGCUGACAGUACCUAUGGUGAAAGGAGAAAAUCUCUUAUGAGGCUCCAGAUUCUCAAGGAAAUCCUCGAACCGAAAAUUAAUCGCGCCGAUAUCAGCGUCUUAGAGGGGAGUUUGCCACCUAAAGUCGAGUUUGUCAUUACUGUACCCUUGUCCAAAUUACAGAAAGCUGCAUAUAACUCCUACGUGCAGUUUGUUCUACAGGGAAGAGAAGAUGAAGUUGGAAAUGCCAGAAUCUUGUCGUGGUUGGCUAUUCUUGGGCUCUGCUGUAACCAUCCAUCGUGUUUCAGGGAGAAAUUACGCAGCCGUGUCGGCAAGCCCACAAGGAAGCUGGAUGAUAGUGACCCAGCUCCGGGGGACGAACCAAUCACCCAAGCCGGUCUGCCGGAUAUAUCCAGACUUCUAUCUGAGCAAGAGCUAAUUUAUCGUGAUAUUCACGACAUGAUGGCCGUGGAACUUUCACCUCGGGCUGAAAUCCUGAACAUGAUAAUCGAUGAGUCCAUAAAAGCCGGUGAUAAGGUACUGGUUUUCUCUCAGAGUUUGCCGACCCUCGAUUACAUCGAACAUCUCUUGAUAGCUUCCAACCGUGGGUAUUCUCGCCUAGAUGGACACACUCCAAUCUCUACGCGACAACAGGCAACCAAAAAUUUCAAUUCCGGAGAUGAAGAGCAAGUUUAUCUGAUCUCAACCCAAGCCGGAGGGUUGGGGCUGAAUAUCCCGGGUGCCAAUCGGGUUAUCAUUUUCGAUUUUUCCUUUAACCCGGUCUGGGAAGAACAGGCCGUCGGACGUGCGUACCGUCUCGGGCAACAGAAGCCGGUAUUCGUAUACCGCUUCGUCGCUGGCGGGACAUUCGAGGAGAUCAUUCACCAAAAGGCAGUCUUCAAGACCCAGCUUGCAGUCCGCGUUGUCGACAAGAAAAAUCCCAUUCGGUUCGCUUCCAAAAAGCUGGGCGAUUAUCUUUUCCCCGCAAAGCCCGUGAAGCAGGAAGAUGUCUCCAGCUUCAUGGAGAAAGAUCCGUUUGUCCUGGAUAAAAUCCUCCUUGUUGAUGCGAAUAGAGAAGAAAGACUGAUUCGCAGAAUCACCCUCACCCAGACCUUCCAUAAGGAUGACAACGACAAGCUUACCGAGGAGGAGAAGAGAGAUGUCCAGAAAGAACUCGACGACGAGCGCCUCAAACGCACAGACCCAGUAGCCUACACUGCAAAACUGAGGGAAAGACAGAAACAAGAACAAGUUUAUACGCCGACGCCCCAGUUCUCGACCCAAACUUUCCAGCAAAUGCAUCAUCCAGCAUUCCCACCCAGCGCGCAGAAUACCGGUCCACGCGCUUUCGCACCCGAUACUAGUAUCUUGCAAGUCGCAGUCCCUGGCCACAGCCCGGUGAUCCCUAGUCCCCCCUUGGCUGCUGUACCGAGGCCUCAGUUCCAUGCGUCACCGGUCUCUAAACACGCUCAGCCACAGCAACUGCCCGAUCCACAGGCUCCCGCAACCCAACCUAUUCAACAGCUUGCCAAUAAUACCCCGGUCUCCACCACCAAAGACACCACCCCGCGUACCCCGGCUCCGCAGAAGCACACCCCCUCGAAGCCAACACAGGGGGAACCUGGCGGCGGCUGCAAAUCUCAGUGAUUUCAGGCGCCAGUGACAAAUAGCGAUGAUUGCCCCCUUCUGUUCGUUCUUCGUUUUAUCGGUGCAAAGGCAUUCUAAGGAUAUUAUUCAACUUGGUGCUGGACACCUGAUUGGAGUUUAGAUCCUUUUCCAUUGGCCUCUCUUUGAUUGUUGCGGAAAAUUCCCCGGUUAUUAACUAUCGCUAUCCUUUCCUUGGUGAGCUUGGGGUUCUGGAAGCAUGCUGGAUUUUGAUGUAUUCACGAAGAGGAGACGGCGACGAUCAUGAUACACUACUGUAAUGUCUAGAGUAAAUAUCCAUGGUUUGUUCAAGUUUUAUGAAACUUAUUGUCCAAUUAAACGUUC
Molecule: messenger RNA, 5619 nt
Organism: Aspergillus ochraceoroseus IBT 24754
Lineage: Eukaryota; Fungi; Ascomycota; Eurotiomycetes; Eurotiales; Aspergillaceae
Product: putative SNF2 family helicase/ATPase
Exons: 2
Coding region: 160-5277 (1705 amino acids)
Cellular component (GO): nucleus
Molecular function (GO): ATP binding; ATP hydrolysis activity; ATP-dependent chromatin remodeler activity
Source: RefSeq, a predicted model, not a curated record